AUGCCCAGCGCGGGGCCGCGAGGACGCCGGCCGCCCGCUCCAUCGGACGCUCGGGUGCAGCCCCCGCGCCCGGGCUGCUCUCCCGAGCCCGCGUUCCCCGCACUGCUGCGCCGCUUGUCUGGCCCAGACCCACACCGCGCGCCCGGACGCCUCGAGUCCUCCUUCUCCGUCGAGGCCAUCCUGACCAGGCCCGACCCCCGCGCGCCCGGCGCCUCCCGGCUGUCAGUCCCCGGCUGCGCCGCCGCGGGCCUCGGGAACGCUCCCUCCUGGCCUCCGGCCCGGGUUCUGCCCGGCGCAUGUCCAGCGGCGUGGCUGCCCGCCUACCUGAGCGCGGGGCUGGACCAGCAGCGCCCCCAGACCCUGGUGCUGGGGCUGCGCGCGGCCCACUUCUGCGGCCUCCAAGGCCUUGGCAUCACAGGCUUGGAGCUGGCUCACUGCCCAGGCCUCUGGGGUCCUCCAGACUGGGCCCCAGCUCACGACCUUCAGGACACUGAGAGAUCCCAAAAGAGGGUUCGAACUAUGUUUAACUUGGAGCAGUUGGAAGAGUUGGAGAAAAUGUUUGCAAAACAGCACAAUCUCGUGGGGAAGCAGAGAGCCCAGCUGGCAGCCCAGCUCAACCUUACGGAGAACCAGGUGAGGGUCUGGUUCCAAAACCGCAGGGUCAAGUACCAGAAGCAGCAAAGGCUGAAACUGCCACCUGUGUCUGCCACGGCUGCCUCUCCAGACGAGCCCUCCAGCAGCUCCGAAACCAGCAUCCAGAGAGAAGACGCCGGGCCAGGAAUGGACAGCUGAGGACUGCGACAGAGGCUCAGCCCAGGCUGUCUGGGCUAGUUCUCCCCAGGGGCACCCACUGGACCUCCAUUCUCUCCUUCUUAAUGAAGAGCCUUGUCAGAGUCAAGGGGUACUACCCCUGGGAGCUCUAAUAAUGAAAAUG
This is a messenger RNA of Camelus dromedarius (Arabian camel), 934 nucleotides long. It is a transcript of the gene NOTO, whose product is annotated as notochord homeobox. The transcript is spliced from 3 exons. Gene Ontology annotation, molecular function: DNA-binding transcription factor activity, RNA polymerase II-specific; RNA polymerase II cis-regulatory region sequence-specific DNA binding. The coding region runs from base 1 to 792 and encodes 263 amino acids. Gene Ontology annotation, cellular component: nucleus. The record is from RefSeq and is a predicted model, not a curated record. NCBI's taxonomy places the organism in Eukaryota, Metazoa, Chordata, Mammalia, Artiodactyla, Camelidae. Gene Ontology annotation, biological process: central nervous system development; regulation of transcription by RNA polymerase II; brain development.